CAGCAGACAGGUAGAGCUCUUCAGUAGAGAGAUUCACUUCACCCGUCCCAGACACCUGUUACAGGACGAGACCAGACCGAGAACGACGUGCUUCUGCUUCAGGACGCAGUGAAAGCGCCAAUCCGAGACUCACGCGACCUGAUGAACCUGCAGGACGAGCUGUUGCGACACACGGGUGCAACCAAAGGAUAAUUCAUGUGCUACUGUAAAAACCGCCAUCCUUCUCUGCAAACAAGAUCAUCGUAGGAUCAUCUAUCGCGACUCCAGCAGCCAGUUCUGUGCUUUCUCCGUCGUGAUGAACAUCCCUGCGAAAGGACGCAAACCGAAGAAGCCUCACUACGUGCCUCGUCCUCCCGGCAAGCCCUUCAGAUACCAGUGCUUCCAGUGUCCCUUCACCUGCAACCAGAAAUCACACCUGUUCAACCACAUGAAGCACAACCUGUGCCACGUCUCCACCUCCAUCAGCUCCAGCGCCGGCACAGUGGAGGGAACACACGACCGCUGGACCUCGAGCCCUGAAACACGGCCAUCUGAACCAACAUCUCCGGACGUCUGUGAGGAAACCACAUCAACUGUGUGUCCUCGCGGCCCCGGGUCGGUCACACCCGGCGCGCUGAACCUCCAAAACACGGCGCGUCUGCAGGAAACAAUGGAGGAUUUUCCAUGUCAUCUUUCCCACGCCGUUCCCGCAGCUUUUCAUCCGCUUUAUCCUCAGUAUCAGCCCUACAUCUACGAGCCCGUCCUGCCUUACGUCCACGGACUGUUCCCUCAGACGCUGCUCCCGAUGUUUCCAAUGGCGGAGUAUUUCAGGUACUACUACACAAUCCCGGCCCCCAGCUACAGCUGCUACCAUCCGCCGGAGCAAACGCACCCCUCCGUGUCCUCUGUCCCGUACUCUGUGAUGGACAUCAGCUCUGCGUUUCCAGCGCCGCCGCGACACGAAGGCCCGGAUGUGGCACCUGAUCUUUAUGCUCUCACAAAUGUGAAGGGAAAGGAGGCUCAGGUGAGUCCGCAGCCAGCAGAUGAGAGGUGUUCAUUAGUAGCCAGCCAAUCGGAAGAGAGGGGCGGGGCCACACAAGUACAAGAGGACAGGAGUCUCCCAGAGAGGGCAUCAUCUGCAUCCAGAGAGAUGGAAAGUAAAAAUGACCGAUUUGAUGAGGAUACUUUGGUUCCUCUGAACCUCUCCAGGAGAGACAGUCCUCUGAAUCUGUCUACGACGACUCGAUCAGACAGCGGCCUGAUGAAUGAGGGGAUUGUGGGUACCGUAACAUCACAAGAAAACCAUCACUUACCUGUAGAGAGAACAGCCGCGUUCGCUCUCUGUCAGCUGGCUCAGUCUGGCGCUUCCGACCAUGUCUGUCCAGCAUCUGAUGCAAGCGAACACACGGACAUCACAGAAACAGCUUCCACUGACUCGAAAACAACUGCUGAUGUGAAACCAGGUAUAUGUGUGGAAGGCUCUGCCCCUUCCACUGAUGCUGCAGAAGCAAACACAGACAAAAAGACACGGAAAACACAACAUGAAGAGAAAACUGACGAGCAGCCGCAGCAAACACAACCUGAGGAAGAGAAGUCACCGUUAAAGUCAGAAAUCUGAAAUAAAGUCAGUAAAUGAGAGACUAUUUUAUAACCAAUUAAGUUGAAAUGUUUCAGGGAAGAUCAGCUUAACUUUCACGAGAAGCACAGAAUCAUUUUUUUUAAUAUUUUUUAAACACUGUUAACAUUAUUUUUCUCACAUUGGUAUGAGGUUUUCAUACUUACCUGUAAAAUAAACAAAAUGGUGAAACUGG
Molecule: messenger RNA, 1790 nt
Organism: Sinocyclocheilus grahami
Lineage: Eukaryota; Metazoa; Chordata; Actinopteri; Cypriniformes; Cyprinidae
Product: zinc finger protein 750-like
Exons: 5
Coding region: 296-1597 (433 amino acids)
Biological process (GO): epidermis development; positive regulation of transcription by RNA polymerase II
Cellular component (GO): nucleus
Molecular function (GO): RNA polymerase II cis-regulatory region sequence-specific DNA binding; promoter-specific chromatin binding; DNA-binding transcription activator activity, RNA polymerase II-specific
Source: RefSeq, a predicted model, not a curated record